Molecule: messenger RNA, 832 nt
Organism: Zea mays
Lineage: Eukaryota; Viridiplantae; Streptophyta; Magnoliopsida; Poales; Poaceae
Exons: 4
Coding region: 23-472 (149 amino acids)
Source: RefSeq, a predicted model, not a curated record
GGUCCCGACCUCACUCCUCAGCAUGUUCGUGAACAAGGACAAGGGCGUCGCCAUCGCCCGAUGCUGUCGUCGCUCUUGUUCCUGGGCACCUGGCCGGUCGUGCUCACGCUGCUGGAGCGCCGAGGCCGGCUGCCGCAGCACAUGUACCUGGACUACUCCUUCACCAACCUCCUCGGCACCGUGCUCGUCGCGCUCAUCUUCGCCCAGCUUGGAGGCACCAAGCACAGCAUGCCUAACUUCUUCACGCAGUUCAGCCAGCAGGACAACUGGCCUUCUGUGUUGUUCGCGAUGGCAGGCAGUGUCGUGCACAGCGACGUCUGUUGAGAUGGUUGCUUGCAUAGGUAUAGAGGCAAUCUCGAGGUUGUUAUUCUUCAAUGUUUCAAAUAGUAUGACUUCUGAAGCUACACAGGCUCUAUGGAGACACACAUCUAUAAGUGAAUGGUGUUUCAUCAAUGAGGGUUCAAUCAAUUGAAGUAGCAGAGGUGACGGCUAGCGGUGGCAUCUUUGUGCAAUCUGAUGGAGAGCAUUUCGGCGUUCUGCGAGCCAAAUUUUCAGUUCUCCCUGGUGUAGUUGAUUUCUUCUGCUAGAUCACCACGCUCCCCUUCCUAUUCGACUGGAUGAAAGAUGGACACUUCUGGUUGAAAUGAUAUGGCAAUCGGGUAGCUGCAAUUCAUCUCUUGCUGUACAUGAGACAAUGAGACAAGUUCUACCGUGCUGUAGUACUCCACCAUCAAUGCAAUGCAUCUACUAAUAGAAUUGCAGCACAUGUACAUUAAUCUCUAACAGUUAGUAGACUAGCUGUAAACUGGCAGCAAUGUAAAGUUCAGAGUGA